AUGUGUAUUGCGGGAAUCCGCAUUGAAUUGCGCUCGGGCUUGAUUAUUGCUGGAGGCCCUACUACUUUCGAUGAACUCUCUCAACGUGCUACUGGAAGCAGGGCAAACCUGAUUGAACGGCACGCAUAUGCUAAUGUCGCAGAUAGAAGUCGGAGACCUCCUAAAGGUAGCAAAGACAAAGGGAAGAAAGAAGGCUUAUCCGGGCUCUGGGGCAUCCCUUUCCUCUUCUUUCUUUUGCUGCUGAUCUCACAUCGAGAGCAGCUCCUUCUUGUUCAGGGUCAUCAGAUGAGAGAUCUUCCUCCGACUCCGAGAAAUCGGUCAAGCGGGAGGCUACCCUCGACUCACCUCUCUAUCUAAAAAUCCCUCCCCAGAGGAGAGCAGAAGCUCCAGGAUGAGUAUGUCCUGGAUUCCCGGAUUCAUUCUCGUCCUGAUCCACCAUGGAAUUUUCGGAAUCUACAAAAACAUUCUAGGAGAGGGCUCGUAAUGAUCUUCUCAAAGAUCAAAAGGUGCUGAAGUGGCAGGAUAGGAGGGGAUCUUUAGGUUUUUGUGAAAGGGAUGCUCUUAGCAUGUUAUUGCUGAAAAGAAAACCCAAAUUCCUCUAUUUGAUGUCGAUUCAUCCACACUUCCAUUCUUUGUAGAGGAAGGCUAACUGCUUGCUGGCUGGGAGCUGUAUGAGCGGUAACGUCCACGUACGGUUCCGUGAGAAGGGCGGUGGACAGAAAUGGCCUUGUUGUACCUCACUCUCGUCUUCAAUGGGGUCUGCUCUUUUUUUUUUGGGAGAGUAUGCCAAUAUGAUCUUAAUGAGGUGCGGGGCUUUGCAUCUGACAUUCGUUGGGCUUCCCUCUUCGGGAGCCUGCGUCCCGGCGUUUUUGUGCAAUAAACCCUUCCGGCUGAAGACUAGUGGUAGGUGGUCACGCGGAGCUUUCGGAGAAGGGUAGCCUAGUGUGUAAGCACAGCAAUGAACCGCGGCGAA
Molecule: messenger RNA, 973 nt
Organism: Hevea brasiliensis (rubber tree)
Lineage: Eukaryota; Viridiplantae; Streptophyta; Magnoliopsida; Malpighiales; Euphorbiaceae
Source: RefSeq, a predicted model, not a curated record